Messenger RNA from Lactuca sativa (garden lettuce), 844 nucleotides. Its product is annotated as PLASMODESMATA CALLOSE-BINDING PROTEIN 2. Lineage: Eukaryota; Viridiplantae; Streptophyta; Magnoliopsida; Asterales; Asteraceae. The record is from RefSeq and is a predicted model, not a curated record.
AAACCGUAGCAAACGAACAUAUAUUCGUCCCACCACCUCGACUCCUUUUAUCAACACACACACACACAAGCGUGACUCUCACUAGUUGUCUCGCUUUACCUCAAAAACGCUCUCUCAAAAUGGAGAUUCUCUACCAGGCGGUGGUGCUGGUUAUCUUAUAUGGCCGGAUCACGGCGGCGAUGUGGUGCGUCGUCAGAAGCGAAGCUUCAAGGGAGGCAUUACAGGCGGCACUCGACUACGCCUGUGGUGCUGGAGCCGAUUGCGCACCAAUACAGCAAAAUGGACUGUGUUUUCUUCCGAACACCAUACAAGCUCACGCCUCCUACGCCUUCAACAGCUAUUACAUGCGCAGAUCCAUGGCUGCCGGAUCUUGUGACUUCGCCGGCACCGCCACUAUUGCUAAAACCGAUCCAAGUUAUGGAUCCUGCGUUUAUCCAGCUUCUCCAAGCACUGCGGGAGGAAGUAUACCUACACCCGGAGGAGGAGCCAGUACAACAAUCAAUACUCCUAUUUCAGCCGUUACACCACCACCGCCAUCCACCAUCAUACCGCUUUUUGGGAGUGGCAGAGGGUUUAAUCCGGUUGGCACAGUACCCACAUUGGCUGCAGGGUCAAAUGCUAAAUCUUUAACAAACGCUUCUAUUUCAAGAAUAUUGCUUCUAAACAUAAGCUUUUUAGUGUUCAACAUAUUGAUGUUUUUAUAGCAUAACAUGUCACAUAAGUUAGAGGAUCUAGGACAAUUUUGUUGUAAUAUAUGGAAGUAUAUGUCUGGUAUUGUUUUUAUUUAUCUGUUUGAUCUUGUUCAGUGGUUGGUUUUUGUUGAAAGUUCGUUGAGUUCAAUUCA